Molecule: messenger RNA, 137 nt
Organism: Funneliformis caledonium
Lineage: Eukaryota; Fungi; Glomeromycota; Glomeromycetes; Glomerales; Glomeraceae
Source: the annotation of a GenBank genome assembly
GCUCAGAUUUUAUAGAUGUCCUAUUGAUGAUAAAUACAUUAUAUGAUCUGGACGAAUAUAAUAAAAGUAAAACACUAAUGAGUAAUUUAAAAGUUUAUGCUGCCAUUUUAGAAGUCAGCAUUGCUGAUAUAGAUAUA